AUGUCUAAACAGUUUGAAGCGUCUUACUUCAUUUUGAAUGUUAGAAAAGAAUCAGAGAAAAGCAAAGGAUUAAAUGACUUAUGCCAAAAAUUGAGUUCUGCAAUUUUAGGGGAUGAACAUCUCAAUCAUGGAUUCACCUUCAGAAGAAAAAGUUUCUUUAACAGAAAAAAAGUUUUCAUUGUGUUUGAUGAUGUAACGAAGUUAGAACAAAUAAAAUGUUUAAUGAGAGUUUUUGGCAACUUCAAUUCAGAUAGUCGAAUCAUUAUAACGACAAGGGAUAAACAUGUGCUAAGGAAUUAUGAAGUGGAUCACAUUCAUGAGAUGAUAGGGUUAUCUUCUCAUAAUGCUCUUCAACUUUUUGCUUUACAUGCCUUUAAAGGAAACCCUCCAACAGAAGAUUAUAACGAGUUAUCAUCUAUAGUAGUAGCUUAUACUAAAGGUGUUCCACUAGCUCUUAAAGUUCUUGGUUCUUUUCUGUUCAAGAGAACGAAGAGAGAAUGGGAAAGCGCACUAAAAAACUUAAGAACAAGUCUACAUGUGGAUGUCCAUAAGGUGUUAAAAAUAAGUUAUGACAGAUUAAAUGAUAAAGAGAAGGUUGUAUUUUUAGAUAUUGCAUGUUUCUUUAAAGGAUAUAAAAGAGAUCUCAUAGAAGCAAUCCUAAAUGCUCGUGACUUUGACUCUCAUAUUUCUAUACAUCUUCUCAUUGAAAGGUGUCCCAUAACUACAUCAUUUGACACCAUAAUAAUGCAUGAUUUACUUGAAAAAAUGGGUAAGGAAAUUGUUCGGCAAGAAUCAAUUGAUGAUCUUGAUAAACAUGGUCGGUUGUGGGAUCCUGAUGCAAUCUUUUUAGUAUUGAAGUAUAAUAUGGGAACUAGAACAAUUCGAAGUAUAUGCUUGGAUAUGUUUGAAGUAGAAGAGUUGCAUUUAAAUCCUAAAGCUUUCAACAACAUGCAAAACCUAAGAUUCUUGAAAAUUUAUGAGUUCGAACAUGGAAAGAAGGUGCAUGGUUUUGAGAAACUUGAGUCUGAUUUCUCUGAGCUAAGGUACUUUCGCUGGCAUGGAUAUUCUGACAAAUCUUUGCCACCAAAUUUUAAUCCAAAGAACCUUGUUGCACUUUCCUUACGUAAUAGUGAACUUAAACAACUUUGGACUAGCAACCAGAAACUUGUUAAUUUGAAACAUAUUGACGUCGGUCACUCUAAACGUCUAUGCAGUAUACCAGAUUUAUCACUUAUGUCAAAUCUUGAGAGCUUGAAGCUUGAAUAUUAUAUAAAUUUGCUUGAGAGUUUCUCAUCUAUCCGUAAUCUCCAUAAACUUGUUAUCCUGAAUCUACAAGGAUGCAAAAGCUUUGAUAAUCUUCAAAUUAGUUCUAAUUGCCAAUCUCUUCGAGUAGUUAAUCUCUCUAAUUGCUCAAAUCUCAAAGAAGUUUCAUAUUUCCCUAAUACAGUUGAAGAAUUAUAUCUAGAUGGAACUACUAUUAAAGAAUUCCCAUCAAUAGGGCAUUUAUUUAGACUAGUAACAUUGAGUCUUAGAAAAUGUUCAAGGCUUGAGAGAUUACUAGAUAGUAUUCAUAAGUUGAAAUGUCUUAAAUCUUUUUAUCUCUCGGGUUGUUCCAAACUUGACGGAUUGCCUAAUGACAUGAGAAAUUUACAAACUCUGAGGGAACUGGAACUGGAUGAAAUUUCUUUUGCAGAAAUACCAACAUUUAUGACAAGUUUGAUCAACCUGUGGGCAUUGUCUUUGACAAGAUGUAAGAUGCAAAAGCAAUCGAAUUUCCCACUCUUUGAUUUAUCUGUCUUCGAAAGAACGAUAAGGCUAAACCUGGUUGAUUGUUGCAUCGAAGUGUUACCCAGCAAUAUUGGCCAAUUACUCUCACUUAAAUAUUUAAUUCUUGGCCAAAACAAUUUGGAGACGCUACCAGAGAGCAUCAAAGACCUCUCUAACCUGAAAUUUCUUUAUUUAAGCAAUUGCCAAAGGCUUAAAUACUUACCAGAGCUUCCAAGCAGGUUAGAGACAAUGAUGGCAAUGAAUUGCGUAUAUCUUGAAUCAAUAUCAAGUUUACCAGCUUCAUUCCUAGGUAUUUCGACUUGUAAUGCGGAUGUUUGGUUCCACAAUUGUUUCAAACUAAAAUUAGAUAUGACAGAUGCUCUCGUGAAUAUUGAGAGAAAUGCAGAUGUGUGGCAUCACCAUGAAGAUAUCAUUUGGGCUGAGCAAGUGGGGAACAUUGUUUACCCUAGAGGCGGAAUUCCAAAGUGGUUUGACUUAAAAAGUAAUGAAUCUUUUAUAAAGUUUUCAGAAGGUUGGGUCAAUGAUAACUUAACUGGUUUCGUUUUAUAUGUUGUUGUAUCAUUACAAGACUAUCAACAAAAUGUUGGAUUUAACCUGAUUGUUAAUGGAGAGAUGAUUUUUUCUAGUUAUUUGGUUCACUCAUUCCAUUUUUGGCUUAAGUUUCUUGAAGAAGAGGACAUUAUUGAAUCAGAUCAUGUACUCAUAGGUUAUCAGUACCUUCAGAUGUUCGAGCAAUUUCCUACACUCAAUUUGGAUAGCCAAGGUGGUGUUGAGUUCUUUGUUGAACAUGCAACUAAGAAUGGUGAGGUUCAAAGCCAGGUGAAAAAAUGUGGAGUGACUUUGUUAUAUGCCAAAAAUGAUGAUUUGAGAAGAGAUGUAAAAGUGGACAAAAAUGAUGAAAGAUCUCAUAAGCGAUUGAAACUUGAAGGUUGA
Molecule: messenger RNA, 2721 nt
Organism: Mangifera indica (mango)
Lineage: Eukaryota; Viridiplantae; Streptophyta; Magnoliopsida; Sapindales; Anacardiaceae
Product: disease resistance-like protein DSC1
Exons: 4
Coding region: 1-2721 (906 amino acids)
Biological process (GO): defense response
Molecular function (GO): ADP binding; protein binding
Source: RefSeq, a predicted model, not a curated record